This is a messenger RNA of Armigeres subalbatus, 920 nucleotides long. RefSeq names its product gametocyte-specific factor 1 homolog. The record is from RefSeq and is a predicted model, not a curated record. The coding region runs from base 180 to 710 and encodes 176 amino acids. NCBI's taxonomy places the organism in Eukaryota, Metazoa, Arthropoda, Insecta, Diptera, Culicidae. The transcript has 4 exons.
CGAACGCGACGGGCGUUGCGUUGCGGUUUCUUGCCUUCUGUUCUGAUGCCUUGACAAUCGAUUGAUUACUUUUUUCAGCUUCUAUCAUUUUUGCGGUUGAUUAAUUUCCUGCAAAAGCAAGCCUCUGUAAAUUCGGUGUUGAUACUAAGUAUUCCUUAAAUAUACCCGAAAAUAUCAAGAUGAACGCACAACUGUUCAGCCAAAGCUCCUCGGCUCUCAAAGGGUACGAAAAUUUGGUGGAAUGUCCGUACAAUCGGGCGCACCAGAUUAUGCAGUUCCGAAUGCAAACACACUUGACCAAGUGCCGCAAAAAUUACAAGGAUCUGAAGUACGUGAAAUGUCCGUUUAACGAAACCCACGACAUUCCGGAAAAGGAGCUCCCGAUUCACGUUGAAAAUUGCGUUGAUCGCGAAUCGUUCGAUCGUUACAAGUUCUGUGUAGCAACAUCGGCAGCAACCAUCGUUCCAGAGGUGGCAUCAUCGGUCGACGAAUCGUUGGAUAAUAAAAUUAUGGGAAACCCCUUGGAAGAACUGUGGGAUGAGGGUCCGAUGGUUCGGGCUUAUAAUCCCCAUGCUUAUGCGGCCCGCUCAAAUGUUAUUCGGAAGUGUACCGGAAUGGCGCCAUCGCAGAAAAAAGCAUUCAAGGAAUCCGAACGCCAACGUCUGGCCGAUCUCAAGCGUCGCUACGAAGUGAAAACUGAGCAAAAAUAAUUAAUUGAUCCGACGAGAAUCCUCCCUAGAGAUAUGGUCCGUUACAACCAUUCAUCUAUAGAUGGGGAGCAACAUUACUUUUUUUCAGGGAAAGUCAUAGAAUUCACUUCAUCAUCAGUUGAUUGUUGAUCACGUUUUUUGAAACAUGAUUGAUGCUUUGCUCAGUAUAAAGGAUUAAUAUCAAUAAAUUCGUUAAAGAUAUUCUUUGUA